UUUCUCCCACCUAUUCGCUCGUAGCCUAAGGGGCUAUUUUAACUGCUCGCCAAUGACGCUGCCUUAUUGACGCUAAUUCUAACUUAAGCACGUUAAAACGAAAUUCGAAAUGUUGCAGAUAAAAAUGAUGAACUCUUUAGUUAUAUAUUUUAUAACAUAAAAAAUUUAAUUUCAAAUUUUGGUGCUGCCACGCAGUAUUUUAUGCCCUAUCAAAGGAUUUACAUUAUUAUGCCCUAUGUAUGUGUAAUGUAAAGUGAAUUCAAAAUCAAACAGUCGAAUAAUUUGACUUAGAUUUCUGAUUUUAAAUCUCGUUUAUUGUUUAAAAUCUAUGAUUCUGCGUGGCACGGAACGUAUUUUAACGGUUCGUUGCAGCUGUUCGUUUGUUGAAUAGAUAUUAUUAUUGUUUAUUAUUACCAAGCGUCAAUGCAUAAAACCAACCGUCCAGUUUCCCGCGCCACAUCGCAGUUCUGUUCAGUUCUCGGUUUCGGUCCAAGUCAAAUUCCUUCUCUUAACUUUAUAAGCUAGAUCGUUCUCGUCGUUCCGGAAAACUAUUUCCGAAGAACGCGAUUCUUCAAAUAUAUUCAGCAUGUUUUCAAAAGCUAAGCGGUUUGAACCACUUGUUACUCAGAAAAAUCAAAAGAAGACAAACGUACAUAAGAAAUUAGAUAGUGAAAGUACUAAAAUUAAUACAAAGACAUCAUCAAAUUUGUGCAAAAGUCGCAGUAACACACUCAAUUCUAUUAGACCAGUCGAUGGGCAGUCUCAAUGUAGUAGUGUCCAAAGUAGCAAAUCAUUAAAAUUUGCCACACCCAAAGCUUUCAAAAUUACCAAAGCUCCUAACAGCAGCAUUAAGAAAACAUUAACAUGUCCCAAAAAUAAAAUAUUACCACAGGAUGAAUUAGUUCAAGCACAAGAUGUUGAAAUAAGAAAUAAGGACCAAACCAUAUUUGAGUAUAACAAGCAAAUAGAAGAUUACAAAAAUGAGAUAGCUCAACUUCAAAAAAUAUUAAAAGAACUUGCAACUACAUUUAAGCAAUCUCAUAACAAUAUUGAUUUUAAUGAAAUUGACAGAAAACUUUCUAAGCUUAGAAUUCAUAACACAAAUUGUCACACGGAACAUAAUGCAGUUCAAGGUACAGAUGCUGAAAAAGUUUCUGCCAUGAUAAAUGAUAUGAGAAGUAGGAUUACUGAACUUGAAAAAAAAUGUGAAGCACUUGACAAUGAAGUGUAUGAUAAGCAGAUGGAAUUGUCAUCACUGGAAGAAGUGAUCACUGUAAGAGAUAGUUUGUGUAAAGAUUUACAAGAAAAAUUAACAAGCAAUGAAUUAACAUUAGCCGAAACACAUCAGAGAUUGGAGAUGGUUAAGGGACACCAUGCUUUGGCACUGGAAGCUAAUGAAAGUAUCAGGAGAGAGUACAAAAUAGAAUUGGAAGCUCUAAAGACUAAAUUGGAUGAAGAAAAACAAGCCAUUAUCAGUAAAUGUAAAGUUGAUCAAGAAAAUCUUAAAACAAAACAUAAUGCAUUAAUUGAAUCCUUGAAAAACCAAAUGCUAAAAGAGAAAUGUGAGGCUGUAGAACAACUCCAUAGUCAGUUGAUUAUUAAAGAACAAGAAAUGAAAGCGAAACUUGAACAAAUUGAGGAAUCUGCUAGUGAAAAACUUAAAAUAUGUGAAAUACAGUUUGAGGAGCAGAGCCAAAGCAUUCAAGAGCAUUGCUUGCAGCAAGAGAAAACUAUACAAUAUUUGGAACACGAGAUAAAAGAGUUAAAAUAUACUUUAGAUUUCGCCAACAAUCAGAAUUCAGAUUUGAAACAGGAAUUGAACAAUUUGAAAAAUUCUAAAGAUGAAUUGUCAACUGAAAAGUUUAAUUUUAUUGAGGAAAUAAAGACUUUAAAAGAUGAGCUAAUUGAGAAAACUAUUAACUAUGAAAAUGAAAAGAAUAAAUUAAAUCUUGCAGUGGAAAAAGCUAUCAAAGAGAAAAACAAAUUUGAAACAUCUUUGUCAGUAACAAGAGAUAUUGUACACGUUUUAACAUUGCGAUUGCGAGAAUCUGACAGUGAAUUAGAACAAUUGGAAGAUCAAGUACAGAUGUUAACAAGUGCAAAAGAAGUGUUAGAAAAUGAAUUAUCUACGUAUAAAAAUACUCUAAACAACACUGUCAGAGAGUGUGAUGAGUAUAAAGAAGCACUAGUUAACAUUCUAAAAUCAAAAGCAGCCCUUACCAAAGAACACACUCGUAUUAUGGAACAUAAUGUUACAUUAAUAGAAAGUUUACAAAAUGUCGAGAAAGAAGCAUACAGGGAACUUGGAACCAUCAAAAAUGAACUCAUUGAAGAUGUUGAGCUAUUGAAAAAGGAAUCAAAUUCACAAAUAAAAUUUCUUCGAGAAGAGGUCGAGAAAAAGCGUGUAUUGUGCGAAAUGGCUACAGAGCAUGCAGGCCAGGCCACUGCGGCCGCAGAACAAUCACGAGUGCUGCUCGCGCAAGCCGCUGCGGAUUUGUCGCGCUUAGAGAAUGAAAAUGAACGAUAUCAGCAACAGAUACAAGAUCAGCAAUCAUUGGUUGUCGAAUUAUCACUGCUGCGCCAAGAAAAUGAAGAAUUGACAAUGACUGUUGCUAAACAAUCUUCCAUUAUUGACAAGUUGAAAAAAGAUUUGGAACAAUCUCAAUACACUCCGAAAUCUCCAUCAGUUUUGCGAAAAUCACUCAAAGUCGGCAAAGAAAAUAUGCAAACAAUAUCUCCAUUGAGAGAACGAAAUCUUUAAUCUAUUUUUUUCUUUAUUAUUUAUCUGACUUAUUUUUAUUUCCAUUAUGACUUCAAAAUUUAUUAAUGUUA
Messenger RNA from Bombyx mandarina (wild silkworm), 2832 nucleotides. RefSeq lists its product as uncharacterized. Lineage: Eukaryota; Metazoa; Arthropoda; Insecta; Lepidoptera; Bombycidae. The record is from RefSeq and is a predicted model, not a curated record.